Molecule: messenger RNA, 1837 nt
Organism: Hylaeus anthracinus
Lineage: Eukaryota; Metazoa; Arthropoda; Insecta; Hymenoptera; Colletidae
Product: arf-GAP with dual PH domain-containing protein 1-like
Exons: 6
Coding region: 416-1669 (417 amino acids)
Biological process (GO): positive regulation of GTPase activity
Cellular component (GO): plasma membrane; intracellular membrane-bounded organelle
Molecular function (GO): phosphatidylinositol bisphosphate binding; GTPase activator activity
Source: RefSeq, a predicted model, not a curated record
CUUGUAGGUAAGACGAUGGGCUCUGGUAACAAAACUAAGCGACUCGCGAUUUUGAAUGUCAUUGGUCGAAUAUAUUUUAUGCUUUUUUUUACUUUCACUGGAUUAUUUUAUUAUAUGUAUUUCACUACACAAUUGAAUAGUAAUUAUUAUAGGUGAAUGAUAAUUUGUAUGAUUUGUAUUGAAUCUAUAUUUGUUUGGCGCGCAGCUAGUCGCCAGCUCGUCGCCACUAGCUACGCCAUUUCGGUUUAAUUCCAUUUCCAUGUCUUGCACGAUAAAGUCCGUCGAAGAAUAUGUUACGUAGUAAUAGUAAUAGCAAUAGACGUAGCGUAUAGUAGAAAAUGAAUGUUAUGUCGUACCAUUAAUUUAUUUUUGUAACGCGUUGGAUUUUUAAGCGAGUUAACCUUCUUUCUAUCGAAUGAUCUUUGCGUAUACACACAUUGCUGUUUGUCAGCGUUUUAAGAUGGCGGACUUGAAUGAGAAGUUGUUAACAGAACUCCUAAAAAAACCUGGAAAUAAUGUGUGCGCGGAUUGUGGAGCAAAGAGUGAGUGUGUUUUUCGAAAAGUUUUAAAUACAUUUCUGUACGAAACACAUCAUCCGGAAUGGGCUUCUUAUAACAUUGGAAUAUUUGUGUGCACAAGAUGUGCAGGUAUUCAUAGAUCGAUGGGUGCACAUAUUUCCAAAGUUAAACAUUUAAAACUGGACAGGUGGGAAGAUUCUCAAGUGAAUAGAAUCAGAGAAGUCGGUAAUGUGGCGGCCAGACUUCAUUACGAAGAACGCGUACCACCUUGCUAUCGCAGACCAAGUUCGGAUGCGCCGCAAGUAUUGGUGGAACAAUGGAUAAGAGCAAAAUACGAAAGAGAAGAAUUUUGUCAUCCAGAAAGGCAGAAUCAUUAUGUUUCAGGAUUCAUGGAAGGAUUUUUAAUGAAACGCGGUAAAGAAGAUUCGCGUUAUCAUCCUCGAAAGUUUGUUCUUUGCGAAGCGGAAGAUACUCUCAAGUAUUACGUCAAAGAAAACAAGGAACCUAAAGCUGUUCUUAGAAUAUCGGAAUUAAAUGUAGCUUUUGCUCCUCCCAAAACUGGUAAUCAAAAUAGUCUACAAAUAUCGUUCAUGAAAGAUGGUACAACGAGACAUAUCUACGUAUAUCACGAAGAUCCUGAAGUGAUUACAAAUUGGUAUCUAGCGAUACGAUGCGCAAAGCUACAUCGUUUAAAAGUUGCGUACCCAGGUGCAACAGAAGCCGAAUUACUCUCGCAACUUACCAGAGAUUUUCCACGCGAAGGGUUUUUGUGGAAAACUGGACCUAGGCAUACGGAUGCUUACAAAAAAAGAUGGUUUACAUUAGAUGGACGAAAACUUAUGUACCACGAUGAUCCUAUGGAUGCGCAUCCAAAGGGUGAAAUUUUUUUGGGUCACAAUUCAGAUGGAUUUGCGGUGAAGGUUGGAGUGCCUCCGGGUGCGAGAGAUCAGGGGUUUUCGUUUACUCUCGAAACACCGGACAGGACUUAUCUUCUUUCUGCCCAAAGCGACGACGAUAGAACGCAAUGGAUGAACGUAAUUCAAAAAGUGAUAGAUAAGCCACUUACUCCGCAAGACGCGACUGUGGCAGCACGUCUUAUAAGAAAACGCACAGCUAGUGGGACAAUAAAUAUAUUUUCUUCUACAAGGUAGGGCUGGAUCCCUCUUAGGUGCCUUUCCUAAUUGUUAAAAAUCAAUAUUACCUAGACAAACUAAUUGAGCUAUUGUAUCAAGAAAUUAUUGAAGAGGUAGAUUAUUCGACCUGCAUGGCGAAUGAAUGACGUGUCGUGAUCGCACAAUGCCGUCGAAUCGUAUAUAUAU